CUCGUUCCUAUAUCCGUUUUCGAUUUAGGGCACCAACCUCUGAAACAAUUAAAAUCAAAAUCUCCGCACGAAAACUCCAUAAAUCUUCUUCUUCCUCCCCUUCGGAUUCUCAAUCUUCUCUUUGAUUGAUAUCAGGGUUUUGCGAAUUGGGCAGUGCUAUCCUCUUCCUCCUCUAUUGUAGGCGUUUCGCGUCUUGUCUCCGAAUGAUAUAUUGUCUCACGUGAUUGUCAGUUCGUGCAAUGUCAAACCUUCAUUCAUCUCUCAAUGGUUCAGCUUCGAAUUUACCUGAUGGGUCGGGCAGAUCUUUUGCUGCUUCCUAUUCUGGACAAUCUGGUGCACCGUCUCCCGCUUUUCAUCACACUGGAAACCUUCAGGGGCUUCAUAAUAUACAUGGGAGCUAUAACGUCGGGAACAUGCAAGGUACACUUACAUCAAGAAACUCAAGUAUGAAUAGUAUACCAUCUGCUGGGGUUCAACAACCUAAUGGGAGUUUUUCCAGUGGAAGAUUUGCUUCAAAUAAUCUACCUGCUCUCUCUCAGUUGUCUCAUGGCAGCUCUCAUGGGCAUUCGGGAAUCCCAAAUAGAGGAGGUAUUAAUGUUGUUGGCAACCCUGGGUUUAGUAGUAACGCAAAUGGAGUUGGCGGUUCUAUUCCUGGGAUUCUCUCCACAUCUGCAGGACUCAGUAAUCGGAAUAGUGUUCCAGGGAUGGGAAAUCUCUCCCAGUUGUUGGGAAAUGCAGGUCCUCGAAUAACAAAUUCAAUGGGAAAUAUGGUUGGUGGAGGUAACUUGGGAAGGAAUAUUAGCUCUGGUGGAUUGUCGAUUCCUGGUCUUUCUUCACGACUAAAUUUGGCAGCUAAUAGCGGAUCAGGAUUAAAUGUUCAGGGACAGAACCGAAUGCUGGGUGGAGUACUUCCUCAAGGAUCUCAAGUCAUGUCUAUGCUGGGGAACUCCUAUCAUAGUGGUGGCGGCCCACUUUCGCAGAACCAUGUUCAGUCAGUUAACAAUAUGAUGCUCAGUGAUCAUUCUAACGACAGCUCUCUUUUUGACAUCAACAACGAUUUUCCCCAGCUGACAAGCCGCCCUGGUUCUGCUGGUGGCACUCAAGGACAACUGGGCUCUUUGAGAAAACAAGGCUUAGGAGUUCCAAUUGUCCAACAAAACCAGGAGUUCAGCAUCCAAAAUGAAGACUUUCCAGCUCUACCUGGAUAUAAAGGUGGUAAUUCUGAUUAUCCGAUGGAUUUGCAUCAGAAAGAACAACUCCAUGACAAUGCUAUGUCAAUGAUGCACUCUCAAAACUUUUCUAUGGCUAGAUCUGGUGGUUUCAACCUGGGGGGAACAUAUCCAUCACAUCGCCCACAACAACAGCCACAACAUACUUCAUCUACUGGUGGACUACAGGGUCUUGGCUUGAGACCUCUAAGCUCUCCCAGUGCUGUUUCCAGUAACAGUUAUGACCAGCUUAUUCAGCAGUAUCAGCAGCAUCAAAAUCAAUCCCAGUUUCCUGUGCAACAAAUGUCAUCGAUCAACCAGUUUAGAGAUUCUGAGAUGAAAUCGGCACAGUCAGAGGCAGAUCCAUUUUGCUUGCUUGGCUUGUUAGACGUACUAAACAGGAACAACCCUGAAUUGGCCUCUCUUGCUCUUGGCAUCGACUUAACAACGCUAGGGUUAGAUUUGAAUUCAACUGGUAAUCUCUACAAGACAUUUGCUUCCCCUUGGACCAAUGAACCGGCAAAGACUGAUGUCGAGUUCACAGUACCCAAUUGUUACUACGCCACACCACCUCCGCCUCUAACUCGAGCAAUUUUCAAAAGGUUCUCCUACGAGUUAUUGUUCUACACAUUUUACAGUAUGCCAAAAGACGAAGCACAGCUACACGCAGCAGAUGAACUUUACGAACGAGGUUGGUUUUACCACAAGGAACAUAGAUUAUGGUUCUUCAGAGUUGGGGAACCUUUGGUCAGGACAGCUGUAUAUGAAAGAGGAACAUACGAAUGCCUCGACCCAAACUCGUUCAAAACAGUCAGAAAGGAGCAUUUGGUUGUCCAGUACGAGCACAUGGAAAAGAGACCAAGCUUGAUGCAGCAUUGACUUCACGUAGGUUUGUUCAAUUAGUAGCAUCUUUACAGUGUAAAGCUUUUUCUUUCUCUUUUUCUUCAUGCAAGCUCCAUUGUUUAGAAACCAAACCAUCUUACAAUUUCAAUUUUUAACCUCAAAUUUCCGCCAUAAAAGGUAACUUAAGUUAAAUU
Eutrema salsugineum is the source of this 2245-nucleotide messenger RNA. RefSeq names its product probable NOT transcription complex subunit VIP2. Gene Ontology annotation, biological process: nuclear-transcribed mRNA poly(A) tail shortening; regulation of DNA-templated transcription. Bases 240 to 2087 code for a protein of 615 amino acids. Lineage: Eukaryota; Viridiplantae; Streptophyta; Magnoliopsida; Brassicales; Brassicaceae. Gene Ontology annotation, cellular component: CCR4-NOT core complex; P-body. The transcript has 14 exons. The record is from RefSeq and is a predicted model, not a curated record.